AUGGUAGCUUGGGCAGCUUUAGGCGCAAUGGGAACAAAAGCAUUAGCAUUUGGAGCAAAAGCACUUGGAGCUUAUGAUGCAGUAAAUAAAAUGAGUGGAGGAAGGGUUUCAAAGACAUUAGAUGCAAAUAAAGGAAAGAUUGGAGGCUGGGUUGCAAAGAAGUUAAGAUUAAAUAAAAUAGGGCUCAUAAAUAAAGCAUCCAAUUUGGUUGCGACUGAGUCAGAAAAUGCUUUAGGAAAGGACGAUGAUUUUGCAAAACACGCAAAAGACUUUAAUGACCAGAUGAAAGGUGAAACAAUGCAUUUAAAUAGAGUCGAUGGAACUAAAGAAAAUGUUUCUUCUCCACCAGUAGUUCUUCCGUAUGGUCCCUAUGGAAUGUAUGGAAACCCUUACGAAAGACCAUUU
Trichomonas vaginalis G3 is the source of this 405-nucleotide messenger RNA. Its product is annotated as protein of unknown function, DUF4107 family. NCBI's taxonomy places the organism in Eukaryota, Parabasalia, Trichomonadida, Trichomonadidae. The transcript has a single exon. The record is from RefSeq and is a predicted model, not a curated record. The annotation marks the transcript as partial.